AUGUCCCCGCGUAGCGCAACUCCGGUCGUACUCCUCUCGUCCCUCACCCUCCUCCUCCUCCUCCUCCUCCUCCUCCUCCUCGCCUCCCCUCCCGUCACCGCCCACGCGAGCCACCACCGCCUCCUCCCGCCGGCCGCCGUUUCCGGGCCCGCCGCGCCGCAGGCCGCGGGCGCCUCCUGCGCCGACGUCCACGUGCUGCUGUGGCGGGGCAACAACGAGGCGUACCCGGGGCGGCAGGGGAAGCUGGUGCGCGCGAUCCAGGCGGCGCUGGGGGGUGAGGCGCCGGCGGCGGCGCCCUUUGCGCUGCCGCCCGCCUCGUCGUCGCCGUCGCAGCCCGCACCGCCGCGCCCGCUCCCGCGCAACCUCACCUGCGACUACGAGGACGUCGUGUUCGACAACGCCCGGGACGCCGAGUACUGCGGCGCCGUCGAGGCCGGCCGCGAUGCCGGCCGCGCCCAGCUCGCCGCCUACGCCGCGCGCUGCCCCGCCGCGCGCCUCGUGCUCGCCGGCUACUCGCAGGGCGCGCACGCGCUCGGCGACGCGCUCGGCGGGACCCCCGCCGCCGCCGAGCCGCUCGUCCGCGGGUGCCGCGUCUCGCCGCGGGCCGGGCUCGACCCGGCCGCCGCGCCGGGGAACCGCAUCGCCGCCGCGCUGCUCUUCGGCGACGUCCGCCACGCCGCGGGCCAGCCGUACGACGCGCUGGCCGCCGCGCGCGCCCACGACGGCGCGUUCCCGCGGCGCGGUGCGGCGCUCGCUGGCCUCAACCGCUUCGCGCCCGCGCUGCGCGCCUGGUGCGAGCCCGCCGACCCCGUGUGCGCGCCCGGCGGCCCCCCGCACGCGCUGCGCGCCCAGGACCACCUCGGCUACUUCGACCGCUACGCCGACGAGGCCGCGGCCUGGGUCCGCGACCGGCUGCGAGGCGCGGCCCCCGCGACGUCGGGCCCCGCGCCCGAGCGGCCUCGCGUCGCCGUCGCGGGGUCGGCCGGGGUGCUGGCGGGCUGGCUGGUUUGGGCCCUGGUGGGGUGGGCGUGA
Durotheca rogersii is the source of this 1032-nucleotide messenger RNA. Its product is annotated as Alpha/Beta hydrolase protein. NCBI's taxonomy places the organism in Eukaryota, Fungi, Ascomycota, Sordariomycetes, Xylariales, Xylariaceae. Gene Ontology annotation, molecular function: hydrolase activity. The transcript has 2 exons. The record is from RefSeq and is a predicted model, not a curated record. The coding region runs from base 1 to 1032 and encodes 343 amino acids.